Molecule: messenger RNA, 939 nt
Organism: Orycteropus afer afer
Lineage: Eukaryota; Metazoa; Chordata; Mammalia; Tubulidentata; Orycteropodidae
Gene: IZUMO1
Product: izumo sperm-egg fusion 1
Exons: 8
Coding region: 1-939 (312 amino acids)
Biological process (GO): heterotypic cell-cell adhesion; sperm-egg recognition; fusion of sperm to egg plasma membrane involved in single fertilization
Cellular component (GO): plasma membrane; acrosomal membrane
Molecular function (GO): protein binding involved in heterotypic cell-cell adhesion; signaling receptor binding
Source: RefSeq, a predicted model, not a curated record
AUGGGACCACCGCUUCCCCUCCUGGUGGUGGCGCUGGCCGGUUGCUUGCAUCCGGUCCGGAGCUGUAUCAUCUGUGAGCCCUCGGUAGUGACAGAGCUGAAAAACUUGGAAACUGAUUACCUGCCAGAACACCUGCCGCCCGAGGCUCAGAAGGACGUGAUGAAAAGGGUGGAGGAUGCCGUGCAAGAUUUCAAGAAACUGCCGAUUGACGAUGAAACCUAUAUGGGGGCCGUUGAUGAGCCCACGCUGCACAAGGCAUCUUGGAGUUUUCUGACCGAUCUGAAACGGAUCAUGGAUACUGGGGUGAAAGGGGAACUCCUGGUGAAGGAGCUGUUCUGGAUGCUGCACCAGCAAAAGGAGAGCUUCGCCCGGUUGUCCGCUCAGUUCCUGAGAGAAUUUUACUGUCCCAAUAAAUGCGGUUUGAUGUUGCAGACUCUGAUCUGGUGCAACGCCUGCGAGAAACAGGUCCAUGCUUGCCGGAAGUCCAAGGAUUGUGGGGAGCGCCAAGUCGAGAUCUACGAGAUGGAAGACAUGGUCCUGGACUGUGAACUCAACUGGCAUCGCGCCUCUCAAGGCCUCACGGAUUACAGUUUUUACAGGGUUUGGGAGAACAAGACCGAGUCCUUGGUGUCCAAGGGCAAAGAGCCCACCCUGGCCAAGCCCAUGGUGGGUCCAGAGGAUGAAGGCACCUACCGCUGCGAGCUGGGCACCGUGAAAAAAAGCCCAGCCACCAUCAUGCAUUUUCAUGUCAAAGUUUUGCCUAAAAAGAUCGAGGGGGAAACACAGCUAGCGAACACCACAGCUCCUGCUGACGGGGCCCCGGAUGAGACAACCAUAGUCUUGGAGCAGCCGAGCCCCGACAAGACACUGAAACGCCAUCUCAUCUGGCUUCUGAUCUCUGGAGUUGCCUUGGUGACAGUCGGCAUUGGGGCCGUGUGA